AUGGCAUCCAAAGAAUCCGAAGUGGGCUCCAACGAGCAUCCUACCUACCAUCAGGCCGAUGGCACCAAUGGGCACGAGCUCGGGCGUCAGAUUUCGGUCACCCUGACGCCUCAACAGUUCGAAGAGCUCUACCUCCAGCCCUCCAUCAAGUCUCGCGGUCAAGCCGGGCUCGUCAAGACCUUUGCCAACCCCACCGCGCUCGGAAUCGUCUCGUUCCUCCUCACGCUGUCCCCCACCACGGCCUGUCUGAUGGGUUGGCGGGGUGCCUCCUCCAACUCGCUCCUCGCCCUCGUCGGCGUGUACUACUUCCAUGGCGGUAUGGCGUUGUAUGUUGCGGGCAUGCUCGAGUUUGUCAUUGGCAACACGUUCCCUGCGCUCGUCUUCUCGUCUUUCGGAACGUUCUGGCUCUCGCUCGCUGGCUUCUUGGACCCUCGUUUUGCCGUCCAAUCCACCCUGCUCACGGGCAACGGCGGCAGUCCGGCUGUGUACUACCUCCCCUUCGGCUACUAUCUGCUCUUCUGGGCCGUCUACACAUACUUCCUCACCAUCGCCGCGCUCAGGACCAACGUGGUGCUCGUCUGGAUCUUGCUCUUUGUCGCCCUCACCUUCUCCACCCUCGGAGCAGCGUAUCUCAAGUUCGGUCAGGAAGCCGCCACUGCCGGCGCCAAUCUGAUUGUGGCUGCCGGGGCACUGGGUUUCGCAGCUUGCAUGGGUGGCUUCUACAUCCUCCUACACCUCUGCCUCGCCGCGACCGACUUCCCCUUCAACAUCCCCCUCUUUGACCUGGGACACUUGUGGCCCAACAAGCAGCAGUAA
Molecule: messenger RNA, 816 nt
Organism: Kalmanozyma brasiliensis GHG001
Lineage: Eukaryota; Fungi; Basidiomycota; Ustilaginomycetes; Ustilaginales
Product: yaaH
Exons: 1
Coding region: 1-816 (271 amino acids)
Cellular component (GO): plasma membrane
Molecular function (GO): acetate transmembrane transporter activity
Source: RefSeq, a predicted model, not a curated record